AUGGCCACCACAGACGAGACUCUCCCGGGCCGUUCGCCCGAGGCACAGGCCGACGAGCCGAUGGACGAUGCUCCCACGGACGCUACGCCCUCGAAGCCAGAGGAGAAAGCGGCAUCCUCGCCGGAUUCGAGCACGCAGUCUAAGAAGCGGUCCGCCCCCAGCUCGGAGCCCAAUGGCGCGGCAAAGGCGACGAAACGGAGGGCUGCGCGGGCCUGCAUCAGCUGUAGGAGCCGAAAAGUGAGGUGCGAUGUAGUCGAAGGUGCGCCUUGCGGCAAUUGCAGGUGGGACAAUGUGGAGUGCAUUGUUCAGGAAAGUCGUCGUCGACGUAAGAAUCUUUUUCACUCGAAUCCAGCGGCCUCUCAAAGCAACUCGGCCCCGCAGCCUGCCGAGGCACAACUGAGAGCGAAACCGCCCAAUCCCGUCACCAUCGCUGCCGCUACCGCUGCGGCACCGUUGCGGCGCCCCAGCGAGGGGGCUCAGCUCUCGCCCGUUAGUAACGACGUUGCCAGCUCGGCGGCGAUCCUGGACGGAGGCUUGGAGAGCCACGUUCCCCAUCUGCUAUAUCAAAGGUCGGGUCUGCGGCCUGAUCCGGUACUGUUGUCCAAUCUUCAGGCCAGCAACAACGGAUCGCGUUAUCCCAGCAUCUGGCCGAAUCCGAAUACGUGCCAGAGCGCGAACUCGGCUGCUGGCACAGGGGCCCUGAGGACGGCGCAGUUCCUGAACUCGCUCGAGGAGCCGGAUGCUUCCUCGCACUUGCCUGGCUUCAUCCGGCCGCUUCCCACCAAGAUCUCGCCGGAAGACGUGAGCUACCUUCAUACCAAGGGUGCCCUAUCGCUGCCAAGCCCCUCUCUCCAGAACGCGCUACUAUGUUCAUACAUCGAAUAUGUCCACCCUUACAUGCCCCUCUUGGAGCUACAUGACUUCCUUGCCAUGGUCGAUUCUCGCGACGGCCUGUACGGCCAGGCCAGCUUGUUCCUCUACCAGUCCGUCAUGUUCGCGGCCACCGCCUUCGUGGACGUCAAGUACCUGAAGGAGGCUGGUUACGCCAACAGGAAAGCUGCUCGGAGGGACUUCUUCUAUAAGGCCAGGCUUCUAUACGACUUUGACUACGAGUGUGACCGACUCAUCCUCGUGCAAGGCCUCCUACUGAUGACGUAUUGGUAUGAGACGCCCGACGACCAGAAAGACACCUGGCACUGGAUGGGGGUCGCGAUCUCGCUGGCGCAUACUAUCGGCUUGCACCGAAACCCGGCCAACACGAACAUGGCGCCGCGGAAGCAAAAGCUGUGGAAGAGGAUAUGGUGGUCGUGCUUCAUGCGCGACCGCUUGAUCGCCCUCGGCAUGCGAAGGCCGACGCGGAUAAAGGACGAGGAUUUCGACGUGCCCAUGCUGGACGAACACGACUUCGAGGUCGAGCCGCUCGCGGACGAAAUCCAGGUCGUGGGCCCCGAAUGCCCCCUCGUGCGUGACGUUGUGAUGCAGCAAGAGCUCGCCUUGAUGUGCGUCGCGAAGGCAAAGCUUUGCCUUUGCAUCAGCCACAUGCUGAAGGCCCAGUACUCGGUCCUCAUCAGGGACAAGUCGAGGGCAGAAAACACGACGAAUAGCACGAUGAUGCUGUUCCCUAACAAGCAGUUCGACAACGUCGAGAGCGUCAACUCCUGCGACCUCGAGCUCAUGGCUUGGGUGCAGUCACUCCCGGCCUGCUGCCAGUACCGACCGUUGACGGCUCUGGAUAUCGAGAACGGCCGCGCGACGAUCGCGAUACAGCGCAACCUCCUGCACAUGGUGUACUACACGACGAUAUCGGCGCUCCACCGGCCCCAGUUCCUCCCGUCCUCGCCCAUGCACGCGCCUCGGACUUCGGCUCAGGCCCAGGAGAUGUCCCGGGCGAGGGUGCGCGAGGCCGCUUCGCAGAUCACCCUGAUGGUCGCCGAGCUGCACCAGCUGCGGCUCGAGAAGUACCUGCCGACGACUGGCGUCACCGUCAUCCUCCCCGCCAUGAUCAUCCACCUGCUAGAGAUGAAGAACCCGCUACCGCAGCCACGGAAAAUCGCGAUGGGCGGCUUUAGGCAGUGCAUGAAGGUCAUGGAAAAGUUGCGCGACAUCUAUUCCGCGGCUGAUUACGCAGUCGCGUUCCUCGACGCGGCACUGCGCAAGGCAGCCAUCGACCUGCAGGUGGCUCAGACCCAGGGGUUCGGCAACAGCAGCUUCAGCGUCAACGGAGGAGGCAUCAAGCUAACCGCGUCGCCGCUUACAGCCACCGGCGCGGCGGUCGAGAACAUGGCAACGCCGCCGCCGGAGAAUGCACCGUACGCAACGGCGCAGGAGACGAACCUGUUCCCAAUGUCGUCAGCGUCAGCGUCCGCGGCGGCGGCGGCGGCGAAGCAGCAGCAACAGCUAGAGCAGCAGCAGUUACAGCACCACCAGCAGCAGCAACAAUUCGUGCCGCCGGCGGACCUGGUGACGCCAGCGGCAGUGCACUCGCCGCCGCAUACGGAGAAGGAGGUGCUCACGCCGAGCGCGAGCGGGUCGUCGGACGGGCCGGCGGCACCGCUCGAUGUCGAGAUGGACUUCGAUACGCUCGACGGCCACGACGAAUUUGACUGGAACGCGCUGACGGGGACUAACAUCGACUUCGACCAGUGGUUGCAGUUCCCGGGCGAGGGCGGAAAGACGGCGGGCGCCGCGGUUGCCGGCGCCGGUCGGCCGACGAUGGGCGAGGUCGACGGGCCGCCUAGUUUUACCAUCGGCUUGCUCGACGGUGCUGCGCAGGGGAGCGGCCUCGCCUCCUGA
This is a messenger RNA of Durotheca rogersii, 2793 nucleotides long. Its product is annotated as fungal-specific transcription factor domain-containing protein. The coding region runs from base 1 to 2793 and encodes 930 amino acids. Gene Ontology annotation, biological process: regulation of DNA-templated transcription; DNA-templated transcription. The transcript has 4 exons. Lineage: Eukaryota; Fungi; Ascomycota; Sordariomycetes; Xylariales; Xylariaceae. The record is from RefSeq and is a predicted model, not a curated record. Gene Ontology annotation, molecular function: zinc ion binding; DNA binding; DNA-binding transcription factor activity, RNA polymerase II-specific.